AAUAAAAUACCUUUCAUGACAAAAUUCUCUCAAAUCUCUCCAAAAAUGCCAAUUAAUUUAUUACAAUUUGGAAAAUCACAAGACUGUACAUUGCCCUCUCUCGUCUCUCUGUGUCUCUCAUUACAUGGAUCUUUGUCCUCUGUUUGUCUUGUUCUAAUCAUCUCCUCUGUAGAUUAAAAAAAAUUAGAAACAGGAGGACAAGAAGAACAAGAGAAGGAGGAGGAAAGGUAAUUCAAAAAGAAAAAAGAAAACGCUUUUGGUUCUAUCAAGUACGAAUUUUGAUCUUAACCCAUGUUUCUUCAGUCUCUUCCGAUUCGUAUCUAUUGCUUUCUCAGAUGUUCCCGGAAGUGUGUUUCUUGAAGCACCAUUGCGUUGAAAGAUUGGAAUAUCAAUUAGCAGCUUCAGUUAGUUAAAACAUUUGACUGCGAUGCAACGUCAUAAUAAUACCAUUGGUUCUGGUAACUCUGGCAUGAAUCAAGACAAUUCUUUCAUCAACAGGCCAAAUACAGUUGAAAAUCGUUUGUCAAAUUGUGUGGGUUCUAGUGAGCAGUCUUGUGUAAAUUCCAAUUCUCAUGAUGUUCAGAGCUUUAAUGGCUGGAAUUCAGAUGUACCUAGCUCGACCUUGAGUCUGCAAAAUCAGGUCAAUGAUGAUGGUACAAAAGGUGAAAAUGGUUGGUCGUCUUCUAUCAGUGCACAAUGUAGUACUGGUUUCCGGUCUGAAGAAAGGGCAUUAGGACCAACAAGUGCCCUCUUUCCAGAGAGAGACAGCAUUGGUUUUAGUGGCAGUCAGGUUAGGAGUGACCUGUUAUUCUUGCAUGGUUCCAGCUCAAAUCAUAGCCCGCAGAAUGUGACACAUGCGGCACAUAUAGGCAACAGUGGAAUCGGCUGGGAAGGUAUAGGGCCUAAUCUAUAUCGACGACACGGAGUAGAGACAGAACGGACAUCUUCUUCUUCUGCUCCUAAUAAUAUUGGGUCUUCUUCUGGAAGCUCCUGUUAUAGGGUUCAGGAAGGAAGUGGUAGCUCAGGUUCUUCUGGUGUGUUGGGUUCAUCCUGCAAGAGGAAGGCCCUUGAAGGUACUUCCAGUCAGCCUUAUCCUAGUGGAAGUCCAACCUUCUUUCCACAAGCUGAAAAUGAUGCAUGGCAUGCUGGUCCUCCUGGUCCCGCUGCCUUUCAUGAUGCUUCUAGCAGCUUGCGUUUAUCUACACACAUGCAAAGUUCCUCAACUUAUCUUCCUGAGCAGCUAAACCCUGGAAUUGGGGUUGGUAUGAGAGGAAUUGUUCCUGAUGGCUUUCCCUCUGCAAGUGGUUCCAGGAAUGUUGAAACUGCCUUGAGAAAUUUUGGAAGGAGAGUAAGCCCUAGCAGUAAUCUGGAACUACCAUUCAAUUUGUCUUCUGCUCGUGGUGCCAGGCAGUCUAAUGUCUCCCCUCAUCAAUCAUCAAGGCCUGUCUCAUUUAAUGAUUCUCUGGAUUUGAGAUCGAUGCCAGCGGCUUCUGCGAAUUUGAGUUCUCUCCAGAGCUCGCAUCCCGCUGUGUACAUUUCUGGUUCCUCAAGGAAUUUGCAUCCAUUCCCUUGGAAUGGAGCCUCUAAUCCUAGAGCUGACAAUUUAUCAAGUUCCUUUUUUCGUGGAGAGAGAGGUGCUGUAGCACAAGAAGAAGUGACCGUAAGAAACAUCUCUAGACCCACGCCAGAGCAUCCCAUGUUUGUACCUGCAUCUGAGGUGAGAAAUAUGGUCCAAGAUCCAGCAAGUUGGAAUAUGGCCUCUGGAAACUUGAACACAUCUGGAAAUGUUCCUUCAAGUUCUAGAAUUGGCUCCAGUUCAAGCAUCCAUCCUUUGCCUACUUCGUCACUGAUACAAAACCACAACUCCCUAGCACAUAACCAACAACGAUUGCUAGAAUUUUCUCCUUGGUCGUUGUUUCCUUCUUAUGAAGCUGAAUCUGGCGGUCUUGCUGCUCAUUUCUCUCCAUUAUCUUCCAGCCAUUCGGCUUCCUCGCAGGAUUCAGCAAUGUCAUCUGGUAUGGGUAGUCAGGACCAUCAUCAACCUAAUAGAAGGUCCAUGGAGAGACAAGGUGACAGUGUUCUUGGUAUGUUCCAUUCAUUGCAGGCUUUAGCUGCUGACAUCGAGGGGAGACGCCGGCUAACAUCUGAGAUUCAUCAAGUUUUGAAUACCAUGCUCAGUCGUGAAAAUGUUCAGCUCGAGGAUUAUAUAUCUUUUGACGAAUUCCUAUCUGGCCUGGCCGAGAUGCAUGAUAGGCACAGGGACAUGCGCCUCGAUGUAGACAACAUGUCAUAUGAGGAAUUGUUGGCUCUGGGGGAACGCAUCGGAGAUGUAAGUACUGGACUCAGUGAGGACACCAUUUGGAAGCUUAUGAAACAUCGAAAAUAUGUGUGUAUCACAGCGGAACCGCCAUCAGAUCUGGAACCCUGCUGUGUCUGUCAGGAGCCCUAUUUGAAUGGGGAUGAUAUCGGGAAUCUACCUUGUGGGCACGAGUUCCACACCAACUGUAUCAAAGAGUGGCUAAUGCGGAAAAACAUAUGCCCCAUCUGCAAAACACCAGCCCUGAAUCCAUGAGAGAGGUCAUCACUACUGCUAUGGCAUGAAAGCUUCUUUUUUUUUUUCUUCCUUUUAUUCAAAAACCAACUUUACUUGCUCAUGAACAGCAUAGCAGUGAUGGUCAUAAUUUGCUGCAUGAGUCAUAGAAAGGGAUUUUUUUUUUCUUCUUCCCAUAAAUUACUUGGAAUAUGCAAAAAAUAAUGCGAUGAUUAUGCAGACUGGAUAUUACAUUUGUGGCAUGAUCCAGUUUUCUGAAUGCCUGCAAUUAGCAGGAACAGAUUAAUAGAUAUGUGUUGGUUAUAUUUUGGUUUGGCUAAAA
Molecule: messenger RNA, 2873 nt
Organism: Tripterygium wilfordii
Lineage: Eukaryota; Viridiplantae; Streptophyta; Magnoliopsida; Celastrales; Celastraceae
Product: E3 ubiquitin-protein ligase MBR2-like
Exons: 6
Coding region: 428-2572 (714 amino acids)
Molecular function (GO): ubiquitin protein ligase activity
Source: RefSeq, a predicted model, not a curated record